AUGGCUGCCGCAGGAGGAGCUGCGAGUAUCAUUACUCAAGUGCAACAGGGUGGACCGCCUGUUAGCACUCUUGGAGAUGUUGGUGCCGAUGAGACGAUUGCUAUGGACCUAAGGGGCACAAGGUUUUAUCUCUCUAGGGACGAGCUGCUUACUUUGCCCGAGUUUGUGCUGUUAUCUUUGUUCCCCAAUGGAUUAUUCCCUGAGGGCCAAAUGGGCGGCUUUGCAGACGGCGAUGCAGUGCAAGUCGACUACGACCCAGCUUCACUUCAGUAUAUGCUUGACUUCUUUAGGGACGUAGCACAAUCUAUCCCCACAGAUGGAUCACCAAAUGCGUCUCAGGAUGAGGAUACACCUUCUCUCGGCACUUCGCGUGACGACUCUAAGCGAGCCGGUAUCAUUGUGUUACGUGAGGACCUCGACUUUUAUGCUAUCCCUCCACGAGCGGAUAUUGGCCCGCUUGACAUGAUUGCCGUGAAACGGGCAGCUGCAGAGGCUUUGCAGCAGCAGAACGGCAUCUUUUCGGGUCUCAAGCGAAGCGACGAGCCGGGUACUACUGAGGCCCACUUGAUCGAGAUGCUGACGGCAGGUGGCUUCAAUCAUGAUGAUCGAUGGGGUCAUCGAGCUGGUGAGCCUAACAAGGCCGUCAUCUGCAGUCUGGCUCUUGCCCGUCUACGCAGCGACAUCCGGGGUAACGAGAUGGGCACUAACGCUGUCGGUAUGGCCCAGAAGCUUCUGCUCUUCUGGCGUAAACCUGCUCGGCGAUGCUGGUGGGAGGGUGUCGAGCUCGAGAAUGUUGCAGGUGUAGAGGGCAAGCUUAAGGUCUGGAUCCGAAGAGUAUGGACCCUCGAGAUGAGUGUUAUUGGCCUGCGCUAG
Molecule: messenger RNA, 873 nt
Organism: Fusarium fujikuroi IMI 58289
Lineage: Eukaryota; Fungi; Ascomycota; Sordariomycetes; Hypocreales; Nectriaceae
Product: related to growth regulation protein WHI2
Exons: 4
Coding region: 1-873 (290 amino acids)
Cellular component (GO): nucleus
Molecular function (GO): RNA binding
Source: RefSeq, a predicted model, not a curated record